Messenger RNA from Mangifera indica (mango), 1830 nucleotides. RefSeq names its product gallate 1-beta-glucosyltransferase-like. The transcript has a single exon. The record is from RefSeq and is a predicted model, not a curated record. Gene Ontology annotation, molecular function: UDP-glycosyltransferase activity. NCBI's taxonomy places the organism in Eukaryota, Viridiplantae, Streptophyta, Magnoliopsida, Sapindales, Anacardiaceae. Bases 119 to 1663 code for a protein of 514 amino acids.
AUAUAUUUGCAUGCUACCGUUCCAGUUCUUACCAUUCCAACGUUAUCGCAAUUGUUUCUUAUUUGAUAAUCCCAAUCUCUUCUGAUAAACCUAGAAUUCAGGAGAGAAGAAAAAAGAAAUGGGUUCUGAAUCACUUGUUCAUGUCUUUCUUGUUUCCUUCCCCGGCCAAGGCCAUGUAAACCCUCUUCUUAGGCUCGGCAAGCGCCUCGCUUCUAAGGGGUUGCUCGUCACCUUCACAACUCCUGAAAGCAUUGGCAAACAAAUGAGGAAAGCGAGCAAUCUCACUGACGAGCCCACUCCAGUCGGAGACGGCUUCAUCCGGUUCGAAUUCUUCGAAGAUGGCUGGGACGAGGACGAGCCAAGACGCCAGGACCUUGACCAAUACUUGCCCCAACUUGAGCUCGUAGGCAAGGAAUUGAUUCCUCGUAUGAUCCAAAAAAACGCUGAACAAAACCGUCCUGUUUCUUGUUUAAUCAAUAACCCUUUCAUUCCUUGGGUGUCCGAUGUUGCAGAGAGUCUAGGCCUUCCUUCUGCAAUGCUUUGGGUCCAAUCUUGUGCUUGUUUUGCUGCUUAUUAUCAUUACUAUCAUGGGUUGGUCCCUUUCCCCGAUGAAAAAAAUCCUGAAAUUGAUGUUCAGUUGCCAUGUAUGCCACUCUUAAAGUAUGACGAAGUGCCUAGUUUUCUGCAUCCAACAACACCUUAUCCUUUCUUGAGGAGGGCCAUUCUUGGUCAAUAUGGAAACCUCGACAAGCCUUUCUGCGUUUUGAUGGACACUUUCGAUGAGCUUGAGCACGACAUAAUUGAAUACAUGUCAAAAAUUUCCCCAAUAAAGACAGUUGGCCCGCUGUUCAAGAACCCCAACGCGCCGUCCUCAACCGUCCGUGGUGACUUCAUGAAGGCUGAUGACUGCAUAGAGUGGCUCGACACGAAACCGGCCUCAUCCGUCGUUUACAUCUCUUUUGGAAGUGUGGUUUACUUGAAACAAGCACAAGUGGACGAAAUUGCUCACGGGCUGUUGAAUUCUGGCGUUUCGUUUUUGUGGGUGAUGAAGCCGCCCCACAAGGAUGCCGGCCUCGAACUCCUUGUUCUUCCUGAUGGGUUCUUGGAGAAAGUCGGAGACAACGGCAAAGUUGUGCAAUGGAGUCCGCAAGAGAAAGUUUUGGUUCACCCGAGUGUCGCUUGCUUUGUAACACACUGCGGAUGGAACUCGACAAUGGAGUCGUUAACUUCCGGCAUGCCGGUUGUGGCUUUCCCGCAGUGGGGCGAUCAAGUCACUGAUGCUGUGUACUUAGUGGAAGUAUUCAAGACCGGGAUCCGAAUGUGCCGUGGAGAGGCCGAAAACAGGAUAAUCCCUCGUGAGGAGAUUGAGAAAUGCCUGCUGGAGGCGAUAUCGGGGCCUAAGGCGGCGGAGAUGAAGCAAAACGCAUUGAAGUGGAAGAAGGUAGCGGAGGAAGCGGUGGCAGAAGGUGGCUUCUCCGACAGGAACAUUCAAGAGUUUGUAGAUGAGGUGAGAAGGGGGAGUGUUGUAAUCACCAGCCAUUCAAAGCCAGAGAAGGCGAUUGCCGUUAGUGGAAUUUCAGAGUUAGUUGAGAAGGCGAGAAAUGGGAAGGUAGUAUUUCCGGAGAAGGAUGAGCUCACUAGUCAAGAGUCGUAUAAAAAAUAAAGGGACAGGCGGAGAGUGAUGAUUGGGUGAAGGGGAAUGAAUAAUUUCAUGAAAUCUGUUACGUAAGAAGUUUAGAUAAGCUCGUGGGGAGUUUUUGAUUGUAAUGAUUUUUUUCUUUUAUGGGACUUCCGUGAGUAAUCAUAAAUAAAUAAAUUUAAAAUUAGUUA